AUGGAUUGCGUUAAAAUGAAUGAGCGCAAGUGUGCACGGCUCGAACAGUUGUUGAAGACUCAAUUGAAGUGUGCCUCAUCGGCUGACCCCACGCCAGAUUCACCAGGACUUCCUCCAUCUAAAGAAACGAGGCCGGAAAAGUACGAGAAGAAGCGUCGACGUACGCCACCAGAUCUCACGUACAAUAGCACGUCAUUUUCUGCAAUUACCUCAAACUCAUCUCCAAUGCGCCGGCGAUCGCUACCACGUGUAACAAUCGACGAUGAGGCGACCGUCAUGCCUUCAAUCGUUGUAAAUCUCGUCAACGAGGAUGAAGGCGUUCCAGGAAGCAACGGUGAAAUUAUUUAUCUAUUCCUCAAAUUAUCCCUUAGUGAGGACGAGAUAUUUUCAGAGGAGUCUCCGCGACGCCUUUCUGUUGAUGGCCUUUCUGAAAGUGAAACCGAAAUGGCGGACGUUGAUACUCGUCCGAUACCAAUUCUGAAGGAGUCAUUGCCACAUGCUCAGCUUCAUGACGAGUACACUACUAUUGCCGACACUAUUCGUAUUGACAGAAAUCUAUAUAAUGAUGUUCCUCAUUUUCACUAUGAACCCGAACCGAUGUGUACAGAGGAGGAAAGUGAUGUUUUGGCUCAAGCCAAGGAAGACACAGUGGCGGAGAGUAGUUGA
Cooperia oncophora is the source of this 666-nucleotide messenger RNA. The record is from the annotation of a GenBank genome assembly. Lineage: Eukaryota; Metazoa; Nematoda; Chromadorea; Rhabditida; Trichostrongylidae.